This is a messenger RNA of Trypanosoma grayi, 2583 nucleotides long. RefSeq lists its product as hypothetical. The transcript has a single exon. The record is from RefSeq and is a predicted model, not a curated record. NCBI's taxonomy places the organism in Eukaryota, Euglenozoa, Kinetoplastea, Trypanosomatida, Trypanosomatidae. The coding region runs from base 1 to 2583 and encodes 860 amino acids.
AUGCCGCCACCGGUGCAGCAAGAGUUUCUCGAAGAUGCCCUCGCAACGUGGGGGCGGCUGCGGCAGUGGACGGAACUCAACAAUUACAUCUGCGCGCUGCGCAGCCCCCCGUUUUACCGCCAGUCGCUCUCCGAGAGUGACCCGUACUCGCUGCGGCUUGCACGGCGCGUGGUGGAGGUGACCGACCGCCUCGCGGCGCGUGCAGAUGCGGCGGUGGAUGAUGACGUGACGCCGCGUGGCGAGCUUCUGGCGCUGGCGGCGGAUGUGGCUCUGUGCCUGUCCCCGCUGCCGGCACCUGCGCCAGCAACAGCUGCAGGCCACCGCAACUGGGAACCACGACUCGUCUCUGCAGAGGAACCGCCAUCUUCUUUCGCCACUUCUUCCCCCUCUCCUGGAACUGUGACUACUGCUACGGCUCAUUCCCGUGGCGAUUGGGCGGCGGCUGUUGCGCGCCGUGCCGUUCCCGGCACGGCGAUGAUGGAGGGGCUCCACGUACUGACGUGCCCCAGCGUGCAGCUGCGUAUCAACAUGGCCGUGGCGCGGCUGCGAGAGCGGGUGAAGGAGGAGCUUGUGGGUAGCAUCGAGUGGGAGGCGCUGCCACACACACCGAAGGAGCUGCGGGCACUGCGUGCCACCUCGCUGCUGCUCGACGAUUUCGAGGCGCUGUAUCAACGGCUGCUCGCAACGUUCCCGUGUGCGCGGGCUAUGGGUUCCGCACACGUCCCCGUCGCUCUCCUGCCGGUGAUACACGAGCAGUUCUACCAGAUGGCGGAGUGGGUUCUCGAAACGGAGCUCACCGCAACCUCAAAGCCGGGUUCCCACGUUAAGGCGUUCGAGCCGAACAACAUGCACGUGAUGAUGCUGCGCCCCGACCCCACAUCACCGUGGGGCGUGCGGUUCAACAGCAGCGGUAGAAUUACCGGAGUGAGUGCCAUGGUGCGCUCCGCUAGCGGCGCCGGUGAGCGGCUGCAUCAGUUGCUUCAGGAAACGAAGGGUGGCGUGGCGGUCGUCUCGUACAAUCUGAAGCCGGUGGACUUCACGAAGCUGGACGCGGCUCAGGCCGCUGAGACGUUCUGCACCUUGUCGCCGAGGCAGACAAGGCUCUACCUGAAGCUUAAGGUGGACUUGGACUUGAAGCCGUCGGUGGAGCAGCUAGCCUUUUUCACCGGGCGCCUGGAACCAAGCACGCAGCAGAAGGAGCUCCAUGAGCAGCAGCAGCAAAAGCAGCAAAAGCAGCGAAAACAAGAAGAAAAAAAACAGAAACAGAAGCCGCAGCAGUCAGAACCGGAGAGGCCUCAGUGUGCGACGUUGGUUCUGCACCGCGACGACUACAAUGUCUCGUGGGAAGUGGCGAUCACACGCGACCUGCGAGUCAUGAACGUCCCUACGAAUAUUCUCUCAAAGGAGGCGGAGAAUUUCUUCGCGGCGUACCCACGGCAAGUGCGCAUUGGCGGGAUUAAUGGUGUAGCGGUGGAAAGCGCGGUCCAGGUAGAGGCGUUGAGCUCAGUCGUCAACACCCUUGUACUGGAUCUGCACUGCAUCCCACCGCCACCACUCCCACAGGUGCCACUCCAAGAGGAAGAUCAAGCAAAGGAAAACACGACAAAGAACCUCAACAGCGUCAGUGGAGACCACACUACACAAAAGAAGCAGCAGCCGCAGCCGCAGCAACCAGUGGUGAAAGAGACGAUUUCUGCUUCCGAACAUGCAUCACACUUGCAAUCUGAACGGGAGAAGCAGCAACAGCAGAAGAGAGAGGCAACAUAUAAUAAGACCGCGAAGAUGCGGGAGGAAUCGGAAGAGGAGCAGCAGCUGACAAAGCAGAAACAACGACGGCAACAGCGGCACAGUUCCUCCAGUGUGCAGGAAGGCAAUGAAUCGUCCGCUCUGGAAAGUGAUGCCGCGCAGGAUCGUACGCCGUCAGCCUCUUCCCAUUCAAUAAUAAGGAAGGACCAAAGUGGAGCAGAAUUGCCCUAUGCCUUUAUGCGAAAGGCAAAAGCGGCAACAAAAACAACAACCAUGGAAGUUCCACUGAGUGAUGCCGACAUCGCUGCACUGAGGGAGAAACCGCUUGUGCCGAUGCACAUGAUGAAUGCGAAGGCGGAGGGCGCAGUACCGUGGCAAGCCGUAAUCCCUUCCCUUGACGGCGACACGGAAGAUGUGCGGGUAUCGUGUGCCGAGGAUGGUGAGGCUGCGCCUUGUUCCCCUUCGGAUGCUACUGCUGCUGCUUCUUCUGAGGCUGUUACGCCUUUAGUGUUGCCGAACGAUGUCACACUUGACCUUCUGACUCUGGAUGAGAUGGUGCUGCGGCGGCACUCGGCCGACAGGAAGUGGGGCCUCUCGCUGGAGACGGUGGGGCAUGAGCCGAACAAGACAAUACGCAUCGUCAGCCUGCCGCUGGUGGCCGACGUCCAACGGCAGCGGCUGCAGAAGCAGCACCCGUUCUACAGGCUGUUCCUUUCACACAAGGGGGAUUGGCGCAUUUUAAGUGUCAACGGCACUCCCGCCUCGCGGCUGCCGGAGGUCCUUGACGUCAUGAAGCACGCGUUGCUGAUGCAGAUCAAAUUUCAUAGACUGUGGUGA